AAUUAACCUGCCUCCUCGACCCAAAUAACUACCUAAACAUAUACUUAUCAUUAAAACGGCUAAUUAUCAGUGCUUUUUGUCACUAGCUAAGGCUCAGAAAACGGUAAAUACGCGGCUCUGAGUACGAUAAUCUGAGCUUCAGGGGCACCAGUAAUGGCCGACGCCGCCUUCCCACUAUGAGUUAAGGCGACCCUGCAGGUGUCCACGGCGCGUCCCCCUGACCAGCGGCACUUCUAAUUAUACCAAGACCCUCCAGGACAGCAGCGGCACGUCCGGGUGGGUUGGUAGCAGCGUCGCGGGGCCGCUGUCUGAGAUGCACAAGGAGGAGAGCAACAGGGAGGUCGCAGAAACAGGAGGUGAAGAUUCUGAUGAAGAAGAUGAAGUGAACAGCCGAUCAGUGAAGAGGAAGCGGGCCGUGGAGUCUGACUCAGAGGAGGAAGGCUCUGACUCUGAUGAUGGCUCCGAAGGGGAUGAGGACGAGGAAGACGAUGGCACGGAGGAUGAGGAAGAAAGUGAAGAGUCAAGCGACAAUGAAGAUACCGGUAAUGAAGAUGGCAGCGAUGAUGAUGAUGAAGAAAGGGAGGAGGAUGAAAGCAAUGGAGAGGAGAGUGAAGAAGUAACUGACAGUGAGGAGUACGAUAGUGACGAUGAGGAUGAGGCAGCCACUCCAUCCAAAGCUGCCGUCAAAAAGCCCAAGCCAAGGAUUGCCCCGGCCAGGAGUGACUCCGAGGCCAGUGAGGAAGGGGAGCAUGCUGGGGAGCCGUGUGCCAUCUGUCUGGGCCGCAUGAGGGGCAACAUCGGGUCACCGGAGGGCUGUGAUCACUCCUUCUGUCUGGACUGCAUUCUCGAGUGGGCAAGGACAAACAACAGCUGUCCCCAAGAUAGGAUACCAUUUUUUCUCGUCUUUGUUCGGCGGACUAUUGGUGGACGCAUCAUCCGGCGUGUGGCUGUGGAGGAGGUGAAGCCAGCAGACAUCCCACCAGAGGAGGAAGAUGAUCCCACCUUCUGUGAGGUGUGCGGUCGAUGUGACCGGGAGGACCGGCUGCUGUUGUGUGAUGGCUGUGAUCUGGGUUUCCACCUGGAGUGCCUUGACCCUCCCUUGGCCCGGGUGCCCAUCGAGGAAUGGUUCUGUUCUGACUGCCAGGCUGUGAAUUCAUCCUCAGCAUCUGCAGAGGCCGGCAUUGAUGAUGGGGAGUUAAUAGACCUUCUUGAGGAUGGUGCUCCUAGUUCCUCACUUCCACUCUUGCGUCCUAACCGUGCUAUUGAGAGGCCAAGGCUACUACCUCGUACCAGAGCCUCUGAGAGGGUCCGUGCACGCAUCACUCGGUCACGGCAGCAGCGGGCAAUGACUGAGGAGAAUGAAAGAGAACAAGAAUCAGUACUUGAAGCCAUUGCUGCUGCUGAAGAGCGCGAGGCCUUGGGUCAGGAAAGAAGGGAGACAGACACCACCCCAACUGCCGCAACAACAGUGACGUCAGCCACAACCACCACCAAGACACGCAGAGGUACCAAGGCCCCCAAGAGGAAGAGGAGAAAAGUAGUCCGAAAGAAGAAAAGAAAAGUGAAGAAAAAACGGAAGACAACCACAAAGAAAGCCACCUCAACAACCAAAACACGCACAAAAGGUGUGAAGAAAAAGCGGAAGACGAGGAAAACAGUGCGUCGGAAGAGGAAAACAAAAAGAAAGAAAAAGAAGGCCACUAAAAAGCUGAAGGCACCACAACCCCCUAUAACACCCAAGGGAAGAAUAGCUGAGGCACUGGGCAUCAGGCCCUCCAAGCCAUGGGAGAAAGUGCCAACCAUGCAGCCAGCCAUCAAGGAACAGGGUCUUGGAUCCUUACGAGCCAGAGCAGCCCUACCUCACCUUUCUCUCCUGGGACUGAAUGCAGAUGUUGAUGUGACAUCUGAACCUGAUGAGUAUGGAGAUGCCAUUUUGGCAGCAGGAGUGGCAAGACGCCGGGUGAUGGACAGCCAGGCCAUUGCACGUCGUAAAGCUCUCUCAGUCAGGGCGCUCAUGUCCCACUCCUCCUUAAGCUCCAGGGUGAUGAAGCCCGCUGACACCCCCAACAACAACAACAACAACAACUCAGGGGACCUGCUGGACUCAAUCAUGGAGAGCCAGUCUCUUCUCCUUGUCCCCGUUUGCUGUAAAUCUGGUAGUCUUAAGAAGCCUGUUAAUCAAGGAGACAGAGUAUCACAGCUGCUGAAGAUGAAUGGCAAGGUUAAGACCAACACCAGAACAGCUGGACCUGACUCUCCAGGCAGACAGCAGUCAGGUGAUGGCCAGUCAACAUCUCCUUCAAGAGAGCAACAACAGUCCGGAAGCAGUGGGGAUGCUAACAGUGGCUCUCAAGGGGCCAGCAAUCGCCUGGCUCAAGAGAGUGAUCCAACUGGAGCCAAGAGAUAUGCUUCUUAUUUAAAAGAAAAUGGUGAUGGAGGCUGGGAGGGGGAGGGAGAGGGACCCAACAAGCCUCCCGGCAGCAGCUACAAUGGUGGGGAGAAAAAACAGAAAAAAACUGAUGAGAAAAAGAAAAAGGAUGAAGACGAAGAGAUUGAUAUUUAUAGUGAUAUAGAUCCUGAAGUACCUGAGAGGGAGUAUGAUGAGGAUGAUGAUGAUGAAGAGGAAGACGAGGAAGAAGAGGGCGGUGGUGAAAGUAGUGCUUUAGGGAAUUACAAAGGUGGUGCUGCAAUGACAGUGAUGCCAGAGUCUAACAAAAAGGAGAAUGAGCCGGAGUCCAGUGGUGAUGAGUUGGUGAUCGAUGACAGUGACAAACCUGAGUGUCGUGAGGUGGCAGCGGAAGCAGUGGUGCCUCGACGGAUAGUUAUGGAGGAGAUGGAGGAGAACAAUGUUGUAGGCAGCAGCAGUUUGCCAGGCCUCAAUGACUUUGAGUUGGAGGCAGUAUCAGACACCGACACUCCUGAGCUAGACAAAUCCGCCAACAGCUCAAUUUCACUCUCAGACAGCAAUACUGGUGAUCAUGAGGUGACCAGCAGCACCAACGACAACAUUCACCUGGGCAAACUGCCUGGCCUAGGAAAGGAAAUGUUUGGUGAGAGCGAUGAAGAAAGGAGCCGUGACAGACCUGCCCAGCCCAUGGUUGGCCUGGAAGGACUGGAGACAGAAACCAUAUCUGACAACGAGGAGAUUAGCUUUGAUGACAACGAUGACAACAUUGAGGAGGGCGAAAUUCCCAGCGAGACCCCGAGGCAGCCCACCCCGCCAGCCAGCCGCCCUCGGGUGAACCUGCAGAUCCGGCGGGUGAUUGAGGUUUCUCCUCCCAGGGACCAGGAGGGGGAAUAUGAAGAGGGUGAGAUAGUGGAUGAAAAUGCCAAAAGGAAAGAGAAAAAGAAAGAGAAGAAGGAGAAAGUAAACAAGAAAGAAAAGGAAAACAAGGAGGAAGAAAAACAGCCAGAGGACAUGGAGAAGGAAGGAGAGAACACAGUUCCUGAGGUGGAGGUCCCAGAGCCAGUGCAGGAACCUGUCGAAGCACCCCCGGUUGAGGUGCCCGAGAGGCCCAAGACACCUCCACCAAAGCAGAAGACAAAAAGCAAGCAGAAGGAGAAGGAGAAGGAGAAAGAAAAGGAUGUCUCCUUCAAAAAGGUCUCCAAGAGCACCAAGGAAAGAAAUUACAGAGAUAACGAAAAGGAUGACAGGGACCGAAGGGGUGGAGGCAAAGGGGACAGGGGGCGGGGCAGGGAACAGCAAGACCCCCCAGGACGUGACAGAAACAGGGACCGCAGCAGAGGAGACAGGAACAAUGACAGGGGUCGGGAAUCUUCCGGUCGGCGGAGAGGCCGAGAAAGGGACAGGAAGAAGGAGCCCAAAAGGAAGGAGAUGGAGAGGUACAAUGUGAGGAAGAUGAUAACUCAGAAGGAGGAGGAACGCAAAAAGAAGGAUGAAUUUGGCCGUGACGUGGCACUCAGGUCUCGCUCUAGGUCAAGAUCUAGGAGAAGGUCCAGAUCAAGGUCGAGGAGGAGGUCGAGGUCGAGGUCACACCACCGCUCUGGGUCGAGGGGAAGAAAGAGUGGCGCUGGUGCUGGUGGUGGGGGCGGUGGAGGCGGCAGGAGGAGCUACAGUCGGUCACUUUCACGCUCUCACAACAGAAAAAGAGCACGCAGAAGGAGCUAUUCAUCUUCAUCCUCAUCCUCGUACACCUCCUCCAGUUCCAGUUCCUCCUCCAGCUCAUCCUCCAGCUCCAGGUCCCGAGGCAGGAGCCGAGACAAGCGGAGGAGGAGGUCCCGCAGCAGGUCUCGAACACCCCUAAAAAAGAAGCCUGAGAAGAAGAAAGCUGCUCCUCCUGCCAAACCCCCCAAGGAGAAGCCUGUGAAGGAGAAGCCCAAGAAAGUCAAUCCAGUUGUAGAAAAGAAAAAGGAGAGGAAGAAAGAGGAGAAGAAAAAGGACAGAGAAGUUGACAAGCGUGAGGAGACCAAACUGGAUAAGGAGAAAAAGAAGAAGAAGAAAGAGAAGUCUCCUUUACAGAGCAAGGAAGUGUACCAAGCUGGAGGGAGUAUCAUGGUUAGUGUAAGCUUUGCCAGGGCACCAGGGAAGGAGAACAAAGAAGGCAAGAAGAAGAAGGAUAGAAAUGUCAAGCUGGAGGGUGAAGCAAGAAAGAGGGUGAGGAAGGAGCUUACAAAGGCUCGGGGCAGUCCCUUCCGGUCUUGGUCAAGGAGUCGAUCACCCUCCCCAAGUGGUAAGCGCACACCCCUCCAGGAUGAGCCCAUGUGGUCUCCCGACCGACUGGCCGAGUCUCGCAACAAAGAAAAGCCACCCAAGACCCCAGAAGUCAUAGAUUUAGAUGUGAUCAUGGUCACACCACCACCUCAGGAACCCAUCCUCAUCUCAGAUUCUGAAGAUGAGGGUAUCACCCGGUUGCCUCCUGACCUAGGCACCACACCUGUGCCUCCUGUCAGACCUCAGGGACCCAAAACUCCUCCAGAACCUGCUGUCAAAUUUACCCUUUCCAGUAAACAAGUGUUAAAGCCAAUAAAUAACCCCUUAAGAGAUGAGGAAGAGGAGGAAGAACCUCCUGCCCCAGCCAGGGGGCCCAACACCCCUCCAGGUCCUCCUCCAGAAUCAGAUGAAUCAGUUGGAAGGGCAAAGUCACCUGUUGUAGGGGUCCCACACUCCCCAGCUGGUUCACCACCAGGGUCCUCUCCAGAGCCAGAUGUUUAUGAUCCAUUUGAACCCACAAAGUCUCCAUCUCCUCCCGGGUCUCCUCAGCAAGAGGCUCGGGUCAGCAGCAGCGACCAGACAGAAAGUGUGGAAAAAGCGUCCCCAGAGGUGGUGGCGGCUCCUAAAGCUGCGUCUCCUCCACCAUUGCCCACAGAGCCCCCAGAGCCUGAGGAGCGACCACCUGAGCCCCAGAAGCCCCCAGAAGAAGAGGCCACCAGCACAGUACCUCCUCCACCUGCUGUAAGUUCACCCAUGGCCACAACCACCACUGCGCCCCCCAAGACGUCCAAGGCAUCCAAGGCUCCCAAGACAACCUCAGCCUCAACUAAAACUACCACAACAGCUCCUGCAGCCCCAGCUAAUCCUAUUAACCAGAUUUUUCCUGGUUUGCCUGCAAAUGUUGCUAACAUACUAUACCCUGCAGCCCUGGCAGCAGCUGUCCGUGGUGCAGGGGGCGCUGUGAUUCGGCCACAGGUGGUGCAAACUGUGGUGGCUCCAGACUUCUCAAGGCCGCCUCCAGCAGCCAACCCUCUCAAUCGCCCUCCCCCCAUGACCAUCAUAGCCCCUACACGUCUAGGGGAGAAGGGACGUGUGACACAGAAUGGAAGGGAUGUGACACACACUGAUGUGGUGGAUAUGGACCUUGAUUCCCCCAACUCCCCAGACAGCUCUGAUGUGAGUGACAUGUUUGAGCCACCCUCUCCCCACUCCACACACCAGUCAGAAAAGACCUCCCCAAGGAAAACAAGAAAUCAGGCCAGGCCACCUGCUGCAAAAGGAGCAAAAGCUGGCAGUGGUGGUGGUGGAGCAGGGGGAGGAGCUGGUGGUGGUGGUGGAGGUGGAGGCUUGACUGAUAAGUUUGACAGUCUCUUUAGUGUACCUCGAGGAGGAGGACGCAAGCACAGCACUCCCCACAAACACAAAGGAGGAAAGAAGUCAAAAGGUAAAAAAGCUGACGGUAAUGAAGAUGAUAUACCAAGCUCUGCAGUCGACCUACAAGUUAAAGAGAGGUUCCUGAAGAAGGUCCAGCGUCAGGAAAGAGUUAUCGAGGAAGUAAAGCUCAGUCUCAAGCCAUUCUACAAUAAGAAGACCAUUGGAAAAGAUGACUACAAGGAGAUUAUGCGGAAAUGUGUCCAGAAGGUGUGCCACAACAAAUCAGGAGAGAUAAACCCCAUCAAAAUUCGGGGUCUUGUUCAAGGCUACAUCAAGAAGGUCAAGUACUACCGGAAGAAGCAGACGGGCGUGGCUGACCCCUCACCGACCAAGCCUUCAGCCACAGAGCCUUCUGCACCCACCUUUGUCCUCAUCCCCAAGGUUAACAAACCCCCAACACCAAUAAAGAGUAAAGCCUAAGUAUCAAUAGAAGAAUUAUUUUGCAGAACCGGAGUAGCUUUUUCUCUUCUCCGUCUAACAAGUAUGUUAAUAAAGUUUAUGGGAGUUUUUAAUACACUAUCAGGGUUGACAGAGCUGUAGAAUAUAAUUGAAUUUUGUAUGUUUUAUUAUUUAUUUGAUAUUUUUGUUAAUGAUAAUUACAAUUUGUACAUUCUAGGUUGUAAGCGGCAACACUAGGGAUACUGUACAGAACUCAAAAAGAUAGGCACUUUAAUUUUUUUUCCCCAUUACCUACAACUGUGAAACAUAACCAGGUCUUGUUUGCAUUACUUGAGUGGUGUAGGAUGCCCGCCACUGCCUGGGUUCCCUCAGCAGGAUACUGUGGUUGUCAUUAGUGUAAGAAAGGCAAUGGGGAGGACUUAUGUGACCAGCACGUGAAAGAGAGAGACGGGGCGGUGAGGACUGGGGUGGGGAGCAGGUUGGGGAGGCGGUCCUUGUAGCAGCUUGCUUCGUUUUGGUGUGAAUCUCUGUUGCACUGUUAUUUAUCCUUUACAGUGAACUUUAAAUGUGGAAGGUAUGUUUUAUGAGAGCCUAUAUUUUUGAAUGCAUUUUUUGACUUAUUUGUGGUUGAGGACAUGUGGGUCAUAGAGGAGUAAGUGUUUAAGGCUACCACUUUUAUCAGAUUCCCAUCCAUGUAUUAUGUUUAGGUGCUGGAAAGUUAGAUUUUUCAAUAUUGAAUUGGAAUAUAUGGAAAAUAUCUUUGGUUUUCAGUAAUACAUGAUCAUAUAGUAUUUGUAUAUAUUAUAUAUGCAAUAUAUCUGCUGGAUUUUGAUAUAUGUGCAGUUAGUGAUAUAUUUUUUUAAGGAAUUUACUUUCAUAUCAAGUAUUAGAAAUUAGUCUUGAGAAUCAUUUUGUUUACAAACUUCAAAAACAUAUAGAGUAUUGGAACAUGAUUAUGCUGUUGUACUGUAAGAUUUUUGGCAUGACAAAAGUGAAGUUUAAAGUUCUCCUUCCUCUUAGUUUAAACAAAUGUCCAAUUGAAAGGGAGGUUUUAUUUGCAAAAUUUUUGAUUUCAUCUAAUGUUGAUUCUUUCCUUGCAUGUAUAAGUCAUGGGUGAUUGUUGUAAACUAAAAUGUUUCUUGGGCUUUGGUAUAUUCUGUACUUACCUUCACACACAAAGAUCCAUUUUCAUAAGCCUUGAUGUCCAGCCCUGUGGAGCAGUAAUUGAUUGCCAAUAUCUCUCCACCCUUUGCUGCCAUCUACAUUGUUUUCAUUUUCAUCUUUCAUUUUGGUAAGAAAAAUUUGUAUCAAACAAGGUUAACAAGAAUAGAAACUUUCUAUGUUCAAUGCAUUUAAAUUUGCUAAGUGAUUUAUUUCAUUGAGAUAUUUUCUGAUCUAUAUAAUCUGGAAGUUGCUGUCAUUACAUUUAGAUCAGUAAUCACCAAGCACCACUGAAAACAUGCUAAACAUUUUUCUAUUUUCCAUAUUUAUCCUAUGUUGGUUCAGAGUUCAGUACAGGAAACCUCCAUUGGCUGACAUUUCACUUAUUUGACAUUUCAAAAUACUUAGACUUGUUUUGACAUGCAAUCCCCACCAUUUUUACAAUUUUCAUAUUUCGGGGCAGGUAUUAAUUUUCAAAAUGCACCAGCUAUCCUGCCACCUGCCAGCCAGUGCUGCUGGUACCUAGUGGAAUGGAAGGUUCUGUAUCAUACUGACUUUCUGAUCUGCUGAUUCAGCCCCAAGGGCCUUUACUACCAUGUCUCAACAUACUACUACUAUCACAACACUACCAUAUGGUUACCAGCCUGUUAUUCGAAGUGGAAGUUACUUGAGGGCAUGAAGCUAGUAGCAGGCACACCAAAAUAUUGAUGUAAUAAUCUCAAGGCCAACUGUGUUAAUGAUUUUGUAGCAGGACAAGUACAAACAGUUAGUUAGCCUUUAUUAGCACAAGCACUUUACUGAUUACCAUGACACGAGGCUCAAGGAUCAUUAAGAAGGAAAAUAUUAUGGUGGCUUGAAUUGGAUGACGAUACACAUCCAAAUAGAUAGGUUCUGUAAACUCCUUUUGAUAAAAAUACUACUAAUACUUACACAUACCUUCAUUAAAACACUUUUACAUACAUACAUUAACUUUCAAACCACACCAGCCAUGCCUGCCAGCUGGUAAUGGUGGUAGGCCAUUGGGCAGAUAGUUCAGCUUCACCUGUACACACACUGCUCUACUGAUUCUACAUGAGCACCACUACUACCAUGGCUCUACCUACUACUACUACUACUACUACUACUACUACUACUACCACCACCAAGAUGGUAAAUAGAGAAAGAAAAAAAAACCUUUCUAUUGAAAUUUUCUUGGGUCAAGGAACUAACCUCCCCUUAUUUACAUUCUUAUGGGGAAAACUGGUUUGUUAUUCAACAUUUUGGAUAGCAAGUCUGUCAAAUAGUGGGGAGCUUCUGUACUUGAAAUCAUCACUUGUUAAAUGUGAAAUUGUGUGUGUGUGUGUGGGUGAUCCAUUUCAGUAAGUGACCUUUCAUUUUCAUAGGUAAUUUUUUUGCAUGUAUUUAGCAUUUAAUGUCCUCCCUCUGGUUAGGAACAUAGGAUUAAGAUGACAUGACAAAAUCUUUUUGUUGUCUUAAAGUUGGGAGAACAUUCUCAACUGGAGCACUGCUAUUUCAGUUGUACUUGAAAACUAAACAAGGACAUUUUGAUGAAAGGCAAGAAUAUUUAAGAUAUAAAAUUUCCCAGCCUGGACUUGAGGAGAGUGAGGGUCCCCAGCACCCAAACAUUUUGGAAGAUUAUUAUUGCUGUAUUUUUUUCUUGAACCAAGGAAUGUUAUAACUGGUCUACCUCUGGCAGCCCUAAAUACAUGAGUAGUUUUGCAGUUAGAUGUGGCAGGCAAGAUGGUUGUAUAUAUAUUUGUAUGAAAAUCUGAUGUAAUAGGCAACUGAGAAAAUAGCAUCCUAUGCGGUGCCCUGAAUGUAAGACAAAGUUGCAUUGUUCGGAUUUUGGAAAAUGUAUGUAAUGAUUCCAAAUAUUGUAUGACCACAUGCCCUCAUCACAUGUCUAACUUUCUGACACAGUUUAUUAAGUUGUACAUUGUUUCCAUUGUCUGCAAUAUUCUACUUAAAAAAAAGUCCCAGAAUCCUGCAUCUCCAUGAGGGGUGAAGUCCAUUCUGUACCAAAUAACCCAGCAGCCGUCUGUGGCCAGCCGACCCACCAACCCCCUUUGUAAUGGCUAGGAAUAAUGUAAGAACGUUCUCAUAGCAUCAUCUCUGUUUGUAGUGGUUACAUAUGUAAAAAAAAUAAUGUUUUCUUAUCUUUAAAGUGUGUAUCAGUAAACAUUGAAUAAAUAUAAAUAGAAUAAA
Eriocheir sinensis (Chinese mitten crab) is the source of this 9871-nucleotide messenger RNA. Its product is annotated as PHD and RING finger domain-containing protein 1-like. The coding region runs from base 314 to 6526 and encodes 2070 amino acids. The transcript is spliced from 12 exons. Lineage: Eukaryota; Metazoa; Arthropoda; Malacostraca; Decapoda; Varunidae. The record is from RefSeq and is a predicted model, not a curated record.